Molecule: messenger RNA, 2829 nt
Organism: Malassezia pachydermatis
Lineage: Eukaryota; Fungi; Basidiomycota; Malasseziomycetes; Malasseziales; Malasseziaceae
Product: phosphatidylserine decarboxylase psd3
Exons: 1
Coding region: 1-2829 (942 amino acids)
Biological process (GO): phospholipid biosynthetic process
Molecular function (GO): phosphatidylserine decarboxylase activity; calcium ion binding
Source: RefSeq, a predicted model, not a curated record
AUGGAGCAAAAGUUGGAUACCAAAGCCCCGGAGUAUGUUACUUCCAUCGAGUUUGUUCUAUGGUCAAAACGCAGCCAAGACCGUGAAUAUCUAGGCGAAAGUGUAUACUAUCUGGGCGAUUGGUGUAAAACGGAGAACCAGAAGGUAGACUGGGCAGCAACUCUGCCUGUAUGGCUCCCUCUUUUAUCACGCGAUGGGAAAUCCAUUGGAAAGCUACAGGUUCGUGUAGGCUUGGAUUUGAAUCCCGAGGGUCAUGUGAAAGAUACCAUGGUGUUGUAUCAAGCAAUGUGUCAAGCGGUGGAAGAAGCAGGGGAUGUAAGCAUUUUCGAUGUGCCUGCGACGGAGACAAUUGGCAUGGUAGAAGAAGAAGAAGAAUUCUCUGACGAUGGUAUGACAGAGUCAGAUUCCGAUGACGAGGCAGGUGGCUCGUUCGAUACAGAUGACAUGGACUCUAUGGGGCCAUCCUCGGCUCAUUCAGAUGCGCCAUUGGAACCAGAACAACUUCCCAUGACGAAACUGCAAAUGGAACCUGUACGCCGUGAGUCCAUCCGACGUGAUGGCGUCCAUUCCGACUCGGAAAGUACGCCACGGCGUAGAUUACUUCCGCUCCGUGGACGCCGCAAGAAUAGGGAAAGAGCCUUGUCCUCUGUCACGCCUACAGACUCUCAGGCGGACAGUGAUGCAGAAGGGUCAUCAGAUGGGGAGGCAGUACGACGACCAUGGCGCCCUAGGAUCCGCAAACUUCGGGCAACGACCAAAACAGAAGCGGCAGAGGUGUCAGAAACCAGCUCAAAAACGUCUACCACCCGUCGCAGUCGGAAACAGGCCAAAAAGGCAAGAAAAGCAGAGCUGAAGAAGCAAAAAGGCACGUUUUCUUUCAAGGCAGAAAUUGGCCAUGAAGUGCUAGGCAUUGUCAUGUUGGAGGUCGUCAGUGCCAAAAACCUACCGCGAUGGCGGAACAUGACAUAUACCUCUUUCGAUAUGGAUCCUUUUGUGGUCGUAUCCUUUAAUCGCAAAGUUUUCCGCACUCGUGUAUUACGCCAUACGCUUAAUCCUGAAUGGCGCGAGAAGCUCUUUUUCCAUGUUCGCAGCAGCGAACGAAGCUAUAACAUCCGCUGUGCCGUCUACGAUUGGGACAACAUAUCCGCCAAUGAUUACGUCGGAGAAUUGAGCUUAGAUGUAACAGAUAUUAUGGAUCAUGCGCCACGACCGCAUCCAGACACAGGCCUGUACGAUAUGGAUAUGCUUGAAACCAUGGGGAUGAUGUCAUAUGACCUCCCAUUGAAGCGAGAAGAUCGCAAUGAAGAUACCAAAUUUGGACCAGAACGGCCCACACUGCAACUGAAAGCUUCCUAUCAGCCAUACGAGGCAUUACGCCAAAAAUUCUGGCGCGAAAUGCUUCGUAUGUAUGAUUCGAACAAUACAGGCGGUAUUGACGCAGAUGAAUUGCAGUCCAUGGUUCUAUCGUUGGGAGGCACACUCUCCCAAGAAACCAUUAUGAGUUUCUUUGAGCGGUUGGGAAAAGAUGCGCAGAAUGACGAGCUUACAUUUGAAGAAGGCAUAGGUGUUCUAGAAGAGGCGAUCAAGACGCCAUGGGACCAGCGCCGCAAAUAUCUUGACCUCGACGAUGUGGAUGACGAUGAGGAGGACGGUGCAGAGACGCCUUUGAAGGAGACGACUACGAGUGUAGAGCGUGUGAUCCGGUUACAAACGUGUCCGCUGUGCGGUAAGCCACGUCUAUCGAAUGCCGAUGAAAUGGACAUUGUGACGCACUUGGCACUAUGUGCGAAGCGCCAGGGUCGAGCUGUCGACGACAUCAUGGUCUCCAGUUUUGUCACAGCUACACAGGCUCGUCGCAAAUGGUACACGAAUGUAUUUACAGUACUGAGUCAAGGACACUAUCGCCUUGGUGCGAAUAGUGCUAACAUAUUGGUGCAGGAUCGGCUCACAGGCCAGCUGGUCGAAGAAAAAAUGCAGGUAUAUGUGCGGCUGGGAAUCCGUUUGCUCUACAAAGGUGUGCAAGGAAAGAUGGCAGGAGCGCGAGCGCGGCGUAUGCUACGCAAUAUGACCUUCAAGCAGGGCCAAAAGUACGAUCAGCCGAGUAGCACUCGAGCCAUUCGGCCGUUUAUUGCGUUCCACAACAUCAACGAGGGCGAAAUGGUGGAGCCAGUAGAGGCAUUCACAACGUUCAACGACUUUUUCUGCCGGCGUAUUCACAUGUCGCUUCGACCAGUAGCAGACCCAGAUGAGCCCAGUACGAUGGUAAGCUGUGCGGAUUGUCGGCUGCUUGCCUUCCCUUCCGUGGAGCGUGCUACACAGUUGUGGAUCAAAGGCCGGCAGUUUACGGUUGACAAGUUGUUGGGUGCAGCUGCUGCACAGCAUUUACCAUCACGGUGUGCAUUGACCAUUUUCCGCUUGGCACCACAGGAUUACCAUCGCUUCCAUUCGCCUGUCGAUGGGCGGAUAGGGACGCCAACGUAUAUCGAUGGCGAGUACUACACUGUGAACCCCAUGGCAAUCCGAAGUGCCAUUGAUGUGUAUGGAGAGAACGUGCGGACAGUUCUGCCGAUCUAUACCCGGGAAUUUGGUCUGGUAUACUUGGUCGCCAUCGGUGCGAUGAUGGUCGGUUCCAUUGUCCUCAGUGUGAAGCCAGACACAGAAAUCCGGCGUGGAGAGGAGCUGGGCUACUUCAAGUUUGGAGGCAGUACCCUUGUCCUGCUUGUCGAUGGUAGCCGCAUCCAGUGGGAUGAUGAUCUCCUGCUCAAUGCCGAUACCUGCAUCGAGACGCUCGUCCAAGUCGGCAUGCGCAUUGGUGUCGCGCGCGUGUGA